This is a messenger RNA of Brassica oleracea var. oleracea, 688 nucleotides long. RefSeq lists its product as uncharacterized. Gene Ontology annotation, cellular component: endomembrane system. The transcript has a single exon. Gene Ontology annotation, molecular function: ubiquitin protein ligase activity. The record is from RefSeq and is a predicted model, not a curated record. The coding region runs from base 22 to 687 and encodes 221 amino acids. NCBI's taxonomy places the organism in Eukaryota, Viridiplantae, Streptophyta, Magnoliopsida, Brassicales, Brassicaceae.
UUUCUUCGCUGUUUUCAGAACAUGAUUCGUCCCCAUGUGGAGCUGAGCGACUUCAAACAUGAGAGACGUUCAGGAAGCUACCCAAACUCAAUCAUCAUCGUCGUCGACACAAUAUCUGACGAGAUUCAAGUUUCUCCAAGCGUUCGCGUAGAUAUAAGCCUCCCUAGUUUCUUAGGUCGUCACCACAUCCGAAGGCUCAUCCAAGAUCAACUCAUCAACCGCCUUUGGUUAUCCCCGAAGAUCUCAAGGACUGCAACCAAGUUAGGGUUUAGCCGCAGAGAGGUUCUCCAGGAUCAAUUCGCUAGCCACCGUUGGUUGUCUGAUAGAUUAGCCCCAGAGAUCUCAGAGAUUGCAGCAACGUUAGGUUUUGGUUGUAACGGUUUAAUUGUGACCAUCACUGUCAAUAUAACCCCUUCUCCAUCGAAGGAAGAGGUGUUAAGGAGGAUGGUUCAACUAGGGAAGGUGAGCAAAGAGGAGUUGAAGACUUCUAAGAUGGAAACAGAACCGUGUUCUAUUUGUCUGGAUAAUUUUGUCUCCAGUAAACAUGGUGUCUCUACACGCAUGACCUGUUCCCAUGUCUUCCAUGAAAAAUGUCUCUUGGUGUGGUUUCAACGCAAAAACACUUGCCCCUUGUGUCGGACUGUGCUGUACGAUCGAUUGAUGAUUGGGAACAAAGGGAGGGAGUAGA